Dacryopinax primogenitus is the source of this 1242-nucleotide messenger RNA. RefSeq lists its product as uncharacterized. NCBI's taxonomy places the organism in Eukaryota, Fungi, Basidiomycota, Dacrymycetes, Dacrymycetales, Dacrymycetaceae. The transcript has 5 exons. The coding region runs from base 117 to 1004 and encodes 295 amino acids. The record is from RefSeq and is a predicted model, not a curated record.
ACGAUUCUCUGGUUAUCUCGCCCCGUUCGGCUCACUAGCCACUCACACUCUUUUUGACUAAACGUUCUUUACUGCUUUAUUAAAGCUUGUUGCGGUUGGAUAACCGCCUCGUCCCCAUGAUGUUCCGUUCCUUGCUUUCUGUCGGCCUCUUAUCAAUCGUAUCCCUCGCAUCUGUUCAAAACCAUGGAAUUGCCCAUGCAAAAUCUCGCCGCCAUCAUGAUCGUGCCGUUGCAUUGCAGGAGAGGACUAAUGUGACUGAGAGGCAGGACGGUCAAACGUUCAAUGGCCGAGCGACGUGGUUCAUUGUCGGCCUCGGCGCUUGUGGCCAAUACAGUCAGUCAAGUGAUUUCAUGGUCGCCCUCAAUACGCCUCAAUAUGGGGAUGGGUAUCCUGGACCGAAUUGCUUCAAGUCAAUUACAAUUUCGUACAAUGGAGAGACUGAGGUCGCUACCAUUCUUGAUGAAUGCCCUACUUGCGACUGGGGUGAUCUCGACAUGUCGCAGGGUCUAUUUGACUCAUUCGCGGACCCCGGUGUCGGAGAGUUCCAGAUGACUUGGUGGUUUAACGACGGCUCGGACAGUGGUGGGGCCGGCGGAGGAACACCGACGUCUUCCACGUGGUCGGACCCAGCCCCCUGGACCACCGAUCAGCCGCAGUCUUCCUCAACCCCUUGGUCCGACCCUGCUCCCUGGACAACCGAUACACCCACGGCAACAUCGACCCCCUGGUCCGAUCCGGCUCCCUGGACUAGCCAGACAUCUACAUCUACGUCUACGUCGUCCUCGACUACGCCGACUUCGACGUCCUCAUCCUCUUCUUCGUCUUCCUCCUCUUCCUCCUCUUCCUCCGCUUCCUCUGUGUCUCUUUCGGGUACUCCGACCACCCUCAACGUGGCGGAUUCUGCACCAACGGACGGUGCCGGGUCAACUGGGGACAAUCUGAGCGGCAUGGGUCAGCUCGUCGUCAAUUUCGGAAACAUCAUUGUCGCUGGUGGCAAGUCAUGAGUAUCCCCUCUGCUAUCCUUUCGUGAUUCCGUGGAUUUCUCACGAAUGAGUACCUCGCGAGCCACAUAUACCCUCCAUGUAUACCAACAUUCCUUCGCGAGACACUCCUUGUAACCUCUCUAUCCUUAUUUUGGCACGCUUGUCUGGGACAGGUUUACCACUUUUCAGCGUGCGGCGCAGCCAUCACGGGUUCUUAUUCAUAGUCAAAUCGAUACACUCGAUAAUGGAUAUAUUUCAU